AUGGCGGACAUACAGCAGCCCAACAUCCUCGUCCAGGCCGUGACAUUUGUCAAGGACGUCGCCUACAGACGCCAUGCGUUGUCGGCAGCAGUUCCAUUCGGUCUUUGGGCCAUUGACGCUGUGCUCUGCGCCUUGAUCAUCUGGAAGGUGCCUUACACCGAAAUCGACUGGAAGGCAUACAUGGAGCAGAUUGAGCAAUACGUCUCCGGCGAACGGGACUAUACGGUCAUCAAAGGUGGCACCGGCCCUCUGGUAUAUCCAGCAUCGCAUGUGUAUACAUAUACUGCCCUCUACCAUCUCACGGACAAAGGAAAGGAUAUCUUUCGGGCACAACAGAUCUUCGCUGUUCUAUACAUGAUCACGCUGGCAGUUGUCAUGUUAUGCUACUGGCGCGCAAAGGUUCCUCCCUACGUCUUCCCCCUUCUGAUCGCGUCCAAGAGACUCCACAGUAUCUUUGUGUUGCGCUGCUUCAAUGACUGUUUCGCAACCCUGUUUCUCUGGAUAGCAAUCUACUGCUUCCAGCAGAAAGCCUGGACCUUCGGCGCACUCGCUUAUUCAUGGGGACUGGGCACCAAAAUGUCUCUGCUCCUAGUCCUGCCUGCAGUUGCUGUCGUCCUCUUUCAAGGCAGAGGUGUCUCUGGCAGUAUCCGCUUGGCAAUCAUCAUGCUGCAGCAGCAGGUCGCCACUGCCAUGCCGUUUCUCACGGCUAAUCCCACCGGCUAUCUAUCACGGGCUUUUGAACUAUCACGACAAUUCUUCUUCAAAUGGACAGUCAAUUGGCGAUUUGUUGGCGAGGACAUCUUCCUAAGUCGCCCGUUUGCAGCAACCCUGCUUGUCCUUCAUAUCCUUGUUCUCGGAGUCUUCCUGCUCAGGAAAUGGCUGAAGCCUGCACUAUCUCGAAAAUCACUGCCAGAGCUGAUCGUGCCAAUACUCACGCACUUCGGUUCGCCCUUUGGCCCCAGAGACGAGGCCCUAGUCGCGACAGCUAUCACACCCCAAUACAUCAUGACCACAGUCCUCUCUGCCAAUGUGAUCGGCUUGUUAUUUGCCCGAUCACUCCAUUACCAAUUCUAUGCCUAUCUGGCCUGGUCCACGCCGUAUCUCCUAUGGCGAAGCGGAACUCAUCCAAUCGUUCAAUAUGGGCUCUGGGCUCUACAAGAAUGGGCAUGGAACGUUUUCCCCAGUACACCAGAAAGUUCUGCUGUCGUGAUUGGCGUCCUGGCCGCUACUGUUACAGCAUCGUGGCUUGCAGCUAGUAGGGAGCCCGUUCCUGCCGCUCCAGCCCAAGUUUCGUCAACCAAGAAAACAACAUGA
Molecule: messenger RNA, 1314 nt
Organism: Truncatella angustata
Lineage: Eukaryota; Fungi; Ascomycota; Sordariomycetes; Amphisphaeriales; Sporocadaceae
Product: glycosyltransferase
Exons: 3
Coding region: 1-1314 (437 amino acids)
Cellular component (GO): endoplasmic reticulum
Molecular function (GO): dol-P-Man:Man(5)GlcNAc(2)-PP-Dol alpha-1,3-mannosyltransferase activity
Source: RefSeq, a predicted model, not a curated record